This is a messenger RNA of Sardina pilchardus (European sardine), 1131 nucleotides long. RefSeq names its product ATPase Na+/K+ transporting subunit beta 2b (gene atp1b2b). NCBI's taxonomy places the organism in Eukaryota, Metazoa, Chordata, Actinopteri, Clupeiformes, Clupeidae. Gene Ontology annotation, biological process: sodium ion export across plasma membrane; intracellular potassium ion homeostasis; intracellular sodium ion homeostasis. The transcript has 8 exons. The record is from RefSeq and is a predicted model, not a curated record. Gene Ontology annotation, cellular component: sodium:potassium-exchanging ATPase complex. Gene Ontology annotation, molecular function: ATPase activator activity. The coding region runs from base 163 to 1062 and encodes 299 amino acids.
CUCACUUUUUGAGCUUUCAUCUCUUUCUAACUUUGUUUUUGGAGCUACUUUUAUUAUUGUUUUGGGUUAAGAAAGAGUAAACCAUCAGUUUACCAUAUUGUGGCACAAGCUAAGAUACUUUUAUUUCAAGCCGCACCUUCCUAGUAUCAGUAGAUUUUAAAAAUGGCCAAGGAUGACGGCAAGGGUGGAUGGAAGGAGUCAAUUUGGAACCCAAGGACCAAGGAGUUUCUGGGCCGGACGGCAAGCAGUUGGGGUCUCAUCAUCCUCUUCUACAUCGCCUUUUACAUCUUCCUGGCAGGAGUGUUCAUCCUCACCAUGUAUGUCAUGCUGCAGACACUGGACGACAACAAGCCAAAAUAUCAGGACAGGCUGGGUAUACCAGGUAUGAUGAUCAGGCCUAAACAUAGUCCCGGUGGGUUCCUGGAGAUUGACUACAUGAUGGAGGACACUGAGACCUGGGAUAUAUAUGUGCAGGCACUGGACCAGUUUCUGUCACCCUACAACGACACUGAGCAGGUCAAGAAGAACUACGAGUGCCCGCCUGACAAGUACUUCUUCCAGUCGGACAGCGGCAGCGUGAAGAACUAUCCCAAGCGCUCCUGCCAGUUCAACCGCUCCAUUCUGGGAGAGUGCUCCGGCUUGACUGACCGCUCCUAUGGUUUCGGUGACGGACAACCCUGCGUCAUCAUCAAACUCAAUAAGGUGAUUGGGCUGUUGCCAGGUGGAAAGGACGGCACGGCUCCAUUUGUCACCUGUGCGCCCAAGAGAUACAAAGUUGUUGAAGAUGAAGAAGCCGAGGAGGGUGAAGAUAAGAUGGGCCAGGUGAUGUACUUCCCUCCCAAUGGGACGUACAACCUCAUGUACUACCCCUACUAUGGCAAGAAAGCACAGGUCAACUACUCCCAGCCUCUGGUGGCCAUCAAGUUCCUCAACAUCACCACCAAUACCGACAUCAACAUCGAGUGCAAGGUCACCGCCGGGGCCUUCCAACUUAAAGGCGACGAGAAGGAUAAGUUUGCCGGCAAAGUCAUGUUCAGGCUAAGGGUGAACACCAGAAAUUAAAGGCAAAAGCCUUUACGGGUCAUUUACUAGCACUUGCCCACACAGUCCCCCCAACAUCUCACAGUAAGC